AUGGCUACAUCAGGUCAAAAAGAACCAAUUCAUGUUGUAAUAACCGGAGCUGCUGGUCAAAUUGCUUAUUCAUUAGUUUAUCAAAUUUGUAAUGGUGAAGUAUUUGGAAAAGAUCAACCACUUAUUCUUCAUUUACUUGAUAUAACACCAAUGUUGGGUGUAUUACAAGGUCUAGUCAUGGAAAUUGAUGAUUGUAGUAUACCAUUAGUUAAAGGUGUUGUAACAACGGAUAAUGAAGAACAAGCAUUUAAAGAUGCUGAUGCUGUCUUUUUGGUUGGUGCUAUGCCACGUAAAGAAGGCAUGGAACGUAAAGAUUUACUUACUGCCAAUGUUAAAAUUUUCAAAUCACAAGGUACGGCUAUUGAUAAAUUUGCCAAGAAAACUGUUAAGAUUCUUGUUGUUGGUAAUCCAGCAAAUACAAAUUGUCUCAUUUUGGCUCAUUUUGCUCCAUCAAUUCCUCGAGAAAAUUUUAGCUGUUUAACACGCUUAGAUCAUAAUCGUGCAAAAGCACAAAUUGCAUCACGACUUAAAGUCUCACCUGAUGCUGUUAAAAAUGUUAUCAUUUGGGGUAAUCAUUCAGCAACACAAUUUCCUGAUGUUCGUUCAGCAACUGUGAAUGUUAAUGGUACCGAUACACCUGUUUAUGAUGCCAUUAAAGAUGAUCAAUGGCUCAAAAGUGAUUUUAUUUCCAUUGUACAAAAACGUGGUGCAGCUGUAAUUGCUGCACGUAAACUUUCAAGUGCUAUGUCAGCUGCUAAAGCUAGUUGUGAUCAUAUGCGUGAUUGGUGGCAAGGAACAAAAGAGAAUGAAUGGGUUUCCAUGGGUGUUGUUAGUGAUGGUUCAUAUGGUGUUGAAAAAGGAUUGGUAUAUAGUUAUCCAGUACAUAUUAAAAAUGGUCGUUAUUCAAUUGUUCAAGGAUUACCUGUUGAUGAUUGGGCACGUGAAUUACUGGACAAGACUCAAAAAGAAUUACUCGAAGAAAAAACUGAUGCAUUAAAAGCUACAAGCUCCGAAUAA
Molecule: messenger RNA, 1017 nt
Organism: Rotaria sordida
Lineage: Eukaryota; Metazoa; Rotifera; Eurotatoria; Philodinida; Philodinidae
Source: the annotation of a GenBank genome assembly